Messenger RNA from Mycena citricolor, 485 nucleotides. Lineage: Eukaryota; Fungi; Basidiomycota; Agaricomycetes; Agaricales; Mycenaceae. The record is from the annotation of a GenBank genome assembly.
AAGCGCUUCACCCAGGACAUUUAACCAAGCGAGAAGAUGGUGUGCGUGCGAUGUGUUCCAGCUCUCGUCAUUGCGCGUCAGCAAGCUACAAUGUCACUGCAUUUCACGACAGUUCUUCUGUUCGGAGUGAUAAAUUGCCUCGCCGCCUCAAUCGCAGGUGGAAUCCGCCAUGUUUGCGGGGAUUCCACUCGAGUAGUGCUGAAGAAUAGUUGGUCGGAUUGGCCCGAAUGAUUGCGCAACGUCCAAGACAGUCAUGCCGACAUCCCAGCAAGCUUUCAGUCACCAGCGAUCGUAAUCCGCCACUCGAAGAAUCGUUACCCGCUUCGCUUCGUUCCCCGCGCUCCCCACAGACCCCACAGACCGCGUUGGAUUCGGGGGUGCCUCCGUUCUACCAACGAUUACUUCGCAUCCGUCGGUCACAUCACAAGCUGUGCUUCAUGCAGCUUACCACGUCAUUCCACGUGACGUUCAGCAUCAGUGGCAAU